This is a messenger RNA of Aspergillus pseudoviridinutans, 1335 nucleotides long. Its product is annotated as questin oxidase family protein. The record is from RefSeq and is a predicted model, not a curated record. NCBI's taxonomy places the organism in Eukaryota, Fungi, Ascomycota, Eurotiomycetes, Eurotiales, Aspergillaceae. The transcript is spliced from 2 exons. Gene Ontology annotation, molecular function: oxidoreductase activity. Bases 1 to 1335 code for a protein of 444 amino acids.
AUGGCCACUCCUUCUGUCAUCGCCCUGACCUCUGCCGACACGGGAAUGUACGACAUUGGUGUCAAUGGCGAUUCUCUGGCCACCGUCAACCAAUUUCUACAAGAAAAUCACGAUCGCUACCAUCCCUUUUUCAACGACAAAGGCUUCCAUAAUCACAUAACGCAUUAUAUGCUUGCUGCGUUGGCACUGGGUGCUACACCUUGGCAACUGACUCGGGCGUUUGAGCAGGAGAAAGCCAUACAGCGAGCCCAACUUCCACCGAACGCGAGCAAUGUCGCACAAUUAUCCGACGAGAUAUUUUUCAGAAACUCUCUAGGCCAGGAAGUAUUUUACACUGAUUUUCUGGUGUUUUUCCAAAACCAGAUUGCCGCCAAAGGAGUGGCGUCCGUCCUGAAUGAACAUCUAUUUUCUAGAACGAAGAAGGCGGAGCUUUUGUUCACGCGACUAUUUGCUAGUUUCCUCCAUCCUCUCAUCCAUCUUGGAUACGGAGUUGAGUUUAACCAGCCGGCCAUUGUAGCCGAAGCUCUGGCGCAAACAGCCGUUCAUAAGAAUGAAGUCGCAGUAGUCAUGCUUGGCACUGAAGCGGCAGCCCCAGCCACCGCAGGGCAAACCGAGACAAAGAAGCAAGAUGCGCCCUCUCUACUUGAUCUCCUCUCUGAGGUCCAGUCGAAAGAAGGCGUCCGUGACGCCUCUUGCUGGGGCGACGGCAGCUGGAUCGAAGAUAUCCCGCUCACAAAAGCCCCCGAAGAACUCUGGAAUAUCGCUGCGAAAUGGCGCGUGACCGCCGACGAGCUAGAAGCCCGGACAGCAGAAAUGAUCAACGUCAACGCUUACUUCUGCGGUGCAGCCCAGAUGCCGCCCAAGGAAUGUAAGCUGGACUUCUUCCUCAUUCAUAAUUUGAACUGCUCAAUUUUCUUUGCCGCUUUCCUGAAGCAGGACUGGCUCGCCGUCCAGGACAAGAUACGCCUGCUUGAGUGGAAGGGGCGGUUCGAUGUCAUCUCCUAUGCAGCGCGGGGAUCUCCAAAGCUGGAUUUGCAAGAGAUUCGGAAUUAUAAGCCCCGACGGCCGGGAACUGGCUGGAAGGAUCUGUUCCGGCGCGUGAAUGAUUUUGAUGAUGACUCGCACGUUACCAAGUUCUUGCGAGGGUUGGCGCAUGGCCAGCGGUUCUGUCUGCCCUACCAGGGAAAUGUAUGUUUUCCUCUACCAGAUGAACUGUGGCUUCAAAUCGGGCAUAUGGCCAUGGACUCUACGGAGAAGGAGCCGGUGGCUAGGAAUCGAUGGGUGAGAGGCGCAGGUUUUCCGUCACAGUGGGACCAUUUUCACGACAGAAUGUAA